UCUGAACGCCCCUUCCACUCACCUCUCCAGCACCGCAGAGGGCGUACUCCCGGGUAAGGACCUCCGGUGCGUUCUUGGUGAUUUCCCCUAUAGGCCCCGCCCACCUGCCCUCUAGGGCCCGCCCCCAGAGACUGAUUGGUCCACGCUGAAGAUUGGCUUCGGGCCCGUUCCGCUACUUCUAUCGGCCCCGCCCCUCGCCGAAGCCUCUGGCCUGUUCUCGAAAACUUCGCCUCCUCCUUCUCGGAAGCCCAGCCUCUCUGACGCCACACUUGCUUCCUUUUAAGCAAAAGGAGAGCAGAGACUCUUGAACUACAACUCCCUGCAGGCUGGGAGAAAAUGAGUCAACCUCGGCCGAAAUCUUGGCCCCAUUGCCUCAUGGGAGUUGUGGUUUUCCCGUUCAUUUUUGCCCCAAGAAACGGCUGCAAGUUAACGCUCCUUAGCCAUUGUACAGCCCAGUUUAUAAGUUUCUCCAGGUGUACAGCUAGACUGCAAUAGGGCCUCUCUUGGGUCCCUUUAAGGAACACCGCAUGUCAUUCCAAUUCAGAACCCCUGGAGCAAGUUGCCUGGCUGCAGCUGUGGCCGGGGGUCAUUUGUUGAAAGUGGAGCCUGGGGGCCAGGAGGGAGCUGGAUCAGGGCAGGUCCCAGUGGGAAUCCCCCCUCCCUCUGAGUCCUCUUUUUCCCUGCCUACUUCCCCUAGACCCAGAGAUUAGGUGCCCAGUUCCCAAAGAGAGGGUCAGGUAUGUUUCGAGAUUGGCCACAGAGGCAAUUCAGUGAGGCGUGAAUGUGAGUGGCUACUCGGCACAAGGGGAACAGAGGGAGUUUCCAGGAUCCCAGACAGGUGGGUGCUGGGUCUUGGAGACGCUAGGCGCCAGGUGUUUGGGGCCCAGAGGCCUGAGUUCUGGUGCUUAGGUCUAGGGUAGUAAGGUACUGGACUAUAGGCUGGGAGAGAAUUAGUUACUUGGGGGAGCCAGAACUGGACUCCUGGGCCCCUGAUAGUGAUAAAAGCUGAAACCAGGCCUCUGGCCCCCUAACAGGAGAGGAUGCUGGGAUUCAGGGAGAGGAGCUCUGGUGGCUCAGCAGUUAAGUGCUUGGCUGCUAACAGAAUGGUCCGGCAGUUCAAACCCACCAGCCCCCCUGUGGGAGAAAGAGGUGGCAGUCGGCUUCCGUAAAGAUAACAACAGACUAGAAAAUUCUAUGGGGGCAGUUCUACUCUGUCCUAGAGGGUCGCUAUGAGUUGGAAUUGACUCGACAGCAAUGGGAUUUGCAGUCCAGGAGAUCUAAGUCUUAGGUUCAGGUGUUGAAAAGCAGAGUUCACUGGGAUGUUGGAUCUGGUCCCUAAUUCUUGUUUCUCCAGAAUGUCUCAGGAGAAUGACACAUGGAAUAAAGAGUGAGUAGGAAAAUGGGUUUGGGGGGGAGGAGGAACUCAGCUCUUGCCUCAUAACUGUGUUUGCAAUAUUCAGUACCACCAGGCUUGCAGGAAGGCGUUGGGGGCUGGGGCUCCUGGGUCUGAGGGAGAGAGCUGGGGCCCCAAAAUCCUGGGUCUGAGGGAGAGAGCUGGGGCCCCAAACUCCUGGGUCUGAGGGAGGAGGGUGAUGGGGCCUGGACUCCUAAGUCCUGAGAAUAGGAUCCCUGACUACUGGAUUCUAGGUGGGCCAGUGCUGGGAGAAAGAGCUUCAGAACUGGUAGAGCAGAUUCCAUACCUUCUGUGACCUCACAUGUGUUCAGAACCCCAAGUUGAGCAUAGGGAAGGAGGGGCUCUUGGACAACUAGGGAUGUCCUGCUUGCUGUCACUACGAGCUUGUAUCUCUCUCAGGACCCUGGGGGAUGAGCUCGCCGCCAUGAGGCUGCAGAAACUGGAGCAGCAGGUACUUUGGCCCAAGAAUCAGCACUCCACUCUUCCAUCUUCCCUACCUCCACAGGAUCCCCAUCUUCAGGACUUGCUCUGGGGCUCCAGGUCCUCAGUGGCUGUCUCUGAGUCUCGGGUUCUUCUACUGGGAAAUGGGAAUUUGGGAGCCUAAACAAACCCUGGUGAUAAGCCUUGAAAAUUUCUAAGGAACAAGGGUUCCUUAGUCCAUGGGAGAGGAGGGAGUGGUGCCUGGACUCGAAGAAGGAGAGAGCCAGAGGGCAGUCUCCUGGGUCUGAGGGAGCAGGGUCUCAGGACCCAGACACCUGGGACCCAGGGGACAAAGAGGUCCAUGGACCCUCCCUCCGAGGCAGGCCUCCCCUUUCCCCAGGCCCCACCUAACCCCUGUCUUCUCGUUGGGCUCUUGGCCUCCACGCCCCCCUCCCCGCCCACUCCUGCAGCGGCGGCUGUUUGAGAAGAAGCAGCGACGGAAGCGCCAAGAGCCACUCAUGGUUCAGGCCAACCCUGAUGCUUCCCUGUGGUCUCGGCGACCAAGGCGACGGGAGGAGCGCCUCGCGAGUGACAGCGGCCCCGGGAGCCCUUUCCUCCAGGAAGACGUUCCAGAGGCACGUCUGCGCUCUGGUGCCCACAGUGCCCUCAGCACUGGGAGCUGCGGUGGAGAUGGCAGCAGCGAGCUCAGUCCGCUGGAGUUCCCAACAGAAGCAGUCCCCGGCUUCUUCCACCUCCCAGGGGCCAGUGCUGAGGACAUGAGCGAAUUCCAGGAUGGCAGAGACGAAUACAGGGGGCACAGUCUGGGACCACCCGGAAUGGAGAGCGAGUGGCAACUUGGAGGCUUGACUUGCAAGGGCGAAGACUUGGACGUGAAGGAAGAGGAGUCGGAGUUUGCAAUGAGGAAUUUCCCAGCGGCAGUCUAUGAGGAGGUGCCCCCGUACCCGGAAGGCGAGGACGGCUCAGGAAGUGGAGACGUGGGGAACACGCAUCUCUUGCCACUCCGUGCUCCCGGGCCUCGGCUGGGCGAGAACAUGGAGGCAUAUGUGCUGCGGCCGGCAAUGCGGGGCCACACGGUUCAAUGCCGCAUCAGCCGGGACAAGCGCGGCGUAGACAAGGGAAUGUUUCCCUUCUACUACCUGUACCUAGAGGCUGCAGACGGCAGGAAGCACUUCCUUCUGGCUGGGCGUAAGAGAAAAAGGAGCAAAACCUCUAAUUACCUCAUCUCUCUGGACCCUACAGACCUGUCUCGGGAUGGGGACAACUUUGUGGGCAAAGUCAGAUCCAAUAUCUUGGGCACCAAAUUCACCAUCUUUGAUAAUGGGAUAAACCCUGACCGGAAGAAUUUCUUCCCAGAGACUGCCCAGAUCAGGGAGGAGCUGGGGGCUGUGUGUUAUGAGACCAACGUCUUGGGAUUCCGGGGACCCCGGAAAAUGACUGUGAUCAUCCCAGGAUUCGACACCCAGAACCGGAGAAUCAGGGUCCAGCCACAAAAUGAACAGGAGUCACUACUGAAUCGCCUCCAGCGAGGAGCCAACCAGGGGCUGAUCCUGCUGCAAAACAAACCCCCAUCGUGGAGCGAUGAGAGCGGCGCCUACGUGCUCAAUUUCCAUGGUCGCGUCACUCGGGCCUCGGUCAAGAAUUUCCAGAUCGUGCAUCCGGAUGACUCGGAGUACCUGGUGCUUCAGUUCGGCCGCGUGGCCCCAGACUCGUUCACCAUGGACUUCCGCUUCCCUCUUUGCCCGCUCCAAGCCUUCGCCAUCUGCUUGUCCAGCUUCGAUGGGAAGCUGGCGUGUGAGUAACCCAAUAAAAUGUCAUCCCCUCAUCAGGUUCUGUGCCUGUUAACUAAGAGAAAGGGCCCUAACAUGCCUGCUUUUGCACCACGUUAAUAAUAACCAAUAUGUCUUAGAUGCCGACUGGGUGUCGGUCCUGGGCUGACGGUAGUGGGCUCUGCAGCAGCACCUGCCCUCACCGGGCUCACAGUCAAGCAUGGGAGAUGGGCUUUGAAGAACAAAAAAAGAGUGAAAUUCUCAUCUGCUAUGGAGAAAAACGCAUCGAGCCACAAGUUAGCCAGAUGUGUAAAAAAGUGACUUUCAUUCUGCUUCCUUGCUGGUGCAAAGAGUUAACACACUCAGCUGCUAAGGGAAAGGCUGGUGAUUUGAGUCCACCCAGAAGAAAAGCCUAGCAAUCUGCUUCCAAAAAAUCAGCCAUUGAAAACUCUAUAGAGCACGGCUCUACUCUGACACUCAUAGGGUCACCAUGAGUCUAAUUUGAACUGAUGGCAACUGUUUUUAUUUAUUUAUUUUUAAUACUACUUUCGAGAAACUAGCUGAGCAAAAGGGAGCAGGGGUGGGAACAUUUCAGCUCAAGCAAAGGUCUUAAAAGUGGGAGGGGGCUUGGUGGGUUUGUGGAUAUGAAAGGAUACUGUGAAAGUGAGAGAGUUGGGGGAAGUUCAGAUCUAACCAAGGAAAAUGACCGUGAGAUGGGAGUGUUGCACGACAAACUUUAUUGGGUCGACCCGUUGACAGCAGCAUGCAGGGGCAGUUCCCCUCUAGGAGCCAGCAGAGGGGGAAGAAGGCAAGGGACCACCCCCUUCAGAGGACAGAAGGAAGGACUCCCUCUGCAACAACGUGGGGAAUCUGGGCCCUAGCGGCCAUUUGGGGUCCUUAUAACUACAGCAAGGAGCCCUGGGGGGCAAUGGUUAACCAAAAUGGUUAACUGUAAGGUCGGCGGUUCGAACCCACCAGCCGCUCUGUGGGAAAAAGAUGUGGUGAUCUGCUUCUCUAAAGAUAUACAGCCUUGGUCAAGGUCAUGGAAGCUCCACAGUCACAUCCAAACUCCCUGAGGGACCAAAUUACUGAGCUGAGGACUGUGGGGACCAUGGGAACAUCUAGCUCGAUUGACGCAAUAGUUUAUAAAAAAAAUGUUCUACAUUCUACCUUGGUGAGUAGCGUCUGGGGUCUUAAAAGCUUGUAAGCAGCCAUCUAGGAUACUCCACUGGUCUCACUCCUUCAGGAGGAAGUAAGAAUGAAGAAAACCAAAGACACAAGGGAAAGAUUAGUCCAAAGGAAUAAUGGACCACAACUACCACAGCCUCCACCAGACUGAGCCCAGUACAACUCGAUGGUGCCCAGCUACAACCACUGACUGUUCUGACAGGGAUCACAAUAGAGGGUCCCAGACAGAGCUGGAGAAAAAUAUAGAACAAAAUUCUAACUCACAAAAAAAGACCAGACUUACUUGGUCUAAUAGAGACUGGAGAAACCCUGAGGGUAUGGCCCCCGGAUACCGUUUUAGCUCAGUAAUGAAGUCACUCCUGAGGUUCACCGUUCAGCCAAAGAUUAGACAGGCCCAUAAAACAAAAUGAAACCAAGGGGGCACACCAGCCAGAGGGCAAGGACUAGAAGGCAGGAGGGGACAGAAAUCUAAUAAUAGGGAGCUCAAGGUCAAGAAGGAGAAAUUGUUAACAUGUCAUGGGGUUGGUAACCAAUGUCACAAAACAAUAUGUGUGCUAAUUGUUUAAUGAGAAGCUAGUUUGUUCUGCAAACCUUCAUCUAAAGUACAAUUAAAAAAAAAUUUACAGCCUUGGGAACCCUAUGGGGCAGUUCUUCCCUGUCCUUUUAAGUCACUAUAAAAUCGACUCAAAGGCAACGGGGUUGUAUCUUAUCUAGGGCUAGCACCUGUUGGGCAUGGUUUCAUGGGGUACAUAAAACAAGCAGGCUCUAAAUGGCCAAAAAUAAGCUCAUUUGGGCUAUUUUUAAAACAAUCGGAUAUGUACACUUUUUAGUUUGGCACCAGCAGGCUUUUUGAACUAAUGGGCUAAGACUGUUCUGAAGAAAUGGGCCAACACACAAUGGCCAUUUUUGGCUUAUUUAUAUAACAGGCCAUGACUUGUCUGUCAGUUUGUUGUACUGUGGUGGCUUGCCUGUUGCUAUGGUACUGGAAGCUAUACCACCAGUAUUUCAAAUACCAGUUGGGUCACCCAUGGUGGAGAGGUGUCAGCGAAGUUUCCAGACUAAGACAGACUAGGAAGAAAGGCCUGGUGAUCUGCUUCUGGAAAUUAGCCUAUGAAAAUCCUAUGUAUCACAAAAGAAUAUUGUUUGUAGAUGCUGGAAGAUGAGCCCCGGAGGCUGGAAGCCUCUCAAAAUACACUGAGGCCACAACAAUGGACUCUAGCAUACAAAUGACCAUGAAAAUGGCAUAAAACUGGGCACUGUUUGUUCUGUUAUACAUAGGGUUGCCAUGAGUUGGAGCCAACUCGAUGGCAACUAACAACCUAACAGGUCAGAGAAUGACAAAAUAGGAGGCUGGAUAGGGUAAAGGACAUUUGGCCCACCCCUGCUUUGAAUUCAUAGAUAUAUCUUACAAGGUCAGAGAAUUCUAGGCUGGAAAUGUAAACUCGAAUGGUAAUUGAAGACGUGUGGGCGAGAGAAUAAAUGUAAUGCUGUUGUUGAAUGCCAGCUAGUUGAUUCUGACGCAUAGUGACCCAAUAGACAGAGUAGAACUGAUCCAUAGGGUUUCCUAGGCUGUAAACUUCAUAGAAGCAGAUUGACGGGUCUUUCUCCCACGGGUGGGUUAGUACUGCCCAUCUUUUUACAGCUGAGUGCUUAACUGUUGUAUUAAUACUAGCUAACAUUUAUAUAGCCUUUGCUAUUUGACAGACAUUGCUCUAAAUAUUAACUCCUUUGGGGCCCUCACAAUCCCACAAGGCGUGCAUAACUGCUAGCUAAAUUUCAAAAAUAAGAAAUAUUGAGACUAUGGAGACUGGGCUUAUAGAUAUGAAAUCAGAAAUCAGACAGCCUUGAGGAUGAGGCAUUGGCGCGUCAGUGCCGGGAAACCUGGAUUCAAUUCCUGGCCCAUGCACCUCCUGUGCAGCCAUCAUGCACCUGUUAGUGGAGCCUUGUGUGAUGCUAUGAUGUCAAACAAGUUUCAGCAGAGCUUCCAGGCUAAGACAAACUAGGAAGAAAGGCCUGAAGAUUUUCUGAAAAUCAGCUCAUGAGAACCCUAUAGAUCAUGUUCUGAUCCACAGCCCAUCGUGAGGAUGGCACAGGACUGGGCAGUGUUUUGUUUCCUUGUGCUUGGGGUUGCAAUGAGUCGGAGUGGCCCCUAGGGCAGUUAACAGCAGAAACAAAACAAAAAAGCCUUGAGGAAUUCAACAUGUAAAACCCAGUAGGGGGAUGACCCUCUAGGAAGGCAGACAACUUGAGCUUCACUCUUUCUUUUUAAGAACAUAUUAGUCCAGUCCCCAACCCCCUUGGGAAGAUAAUUGUCUCGAGGUUAAUAAAAUUUAGGAGUAAGCUAAGGAAAAACUACAAAGCCCACCAGCCCUUAUUUCAAAAAGCCCUUCAGGACAGGGAAGAGGCAAUUUUGAGGGAUGGUGGGAAAUGUAGUUUUUAAUCCUCUACCGUCAUUCGCUCUAACUCUUCCUCCCAACUAUUUCGGGGACCCAGGAGUGGUGGAUACUGUCAGUUCAGACACACCGAGGCGUUGCUCCUUAGAAACCAAAAGGCUUUAUUCUUUAUAUAAACCAACACUUAAAAAAAAUAAAUAACACACAAACCACGUGGUCUUAGCCACGCCUCCCCCCGAGGUUCAGCCAAGGAGACAAGGAUGAGCACGCAGAGGCGGAAACGGGUGUGGCCACUGCGGGGCUCUGGUGCCUGGCAGGGACUGGGAACGUAGAAGGGACGGAGGAGGAAGGCGUGGUCUGGGUAGGGACAGGUACGGGUGUCAGGGAAAACGGUGGGUUCCCGAGGCGUGCCCAAGCCCUGGCCCGGGCAGCAGGGGUGAGGCAGGGUUCUAGCUCCUCCUGGACGCCAGCGAUGCGGCGGGCAAAUCGGCUGCGAUCCCGGGCCAGCUGUUCCCAGGGACCCCGGCGGGCUGCCCGGGCCGGCCCCGCCCAGACAGCCAGGUAAUGGACAGAGACUUUCUCUGAGAAGUGCACCUUGGGGCAGACGAGCAGACACAUGGAGACACAGUGAUAAAGAAAAUGCACACAGCCACACCAGAAAGAAAGAAACAAAAAUUAGUUACACAGAAAUGCUAUCUGGCUAGUCACCUGCCUGCCACAGGAUUUUCCACCUGAAUCACUGAUGACAGAGGUGGUUCCCUAGGGGCUAACAUGAGUCACAACUGCUCCCUCCCCCCCCCCCCGGGAAUCCCAGGAGCCCAGCUUCUUGCAAAGGAUUGCGUUAUAGGUAACAAAACCCAACAGAUUUCCCAUGCAAUCCCCUGCAACCCCUUGGGGUCCCAGAAGUCAGGGCCUCCAGCCCCUCCUCUCCCAGACCAGGAAUUCUAGACCGCCCCCUUCCCUAAACCUCAAGAAUCUGCACCCUCAGUACUCACCUUUGUGGCCUUUAGGGGAAUCCCAAGAUCCGGAUUCUGGGUUGGGGUUUCUAAGGACUUAAGCCGCCUUUGCAGUCGGAGAGGCAGCCUAGGAAGAGGCCAGGGAGGGGGUGGCUUCUCUCCAGGUAAAUAGAUGGCCACUCGGAAUGGACUGGGCUCAGCUUCUCCCCAUUCCUCAGCAGCUCCCUCUUCCUCUGUAUCCUCUCCAGGUCGAUAAAUCCAGGUCCUGAGAAGAGCACUUUGGGUGUGAAGGGAGGGAUGUGGCCCUGAGUCAGCUGUUGCUCCUUCACCUGCUUCCGAAUCACCUACUCCAUCCUCAUCCUCCUCAUAUUCUUCCUCCUCCUCUGUGUCUUCUCCUGGCUGAUACACCCAGGCCCUCAGGAAGGGACUUGUGGACGGAAUGCAGCAAUGACCCUCAGCUUCUCCUUCCUCCUCAGCUGCUCCUGAAUCACUGUCCUCACCUUCCUCCUCUGAAUCCUCUCCUGGCUGAUAUACCCAGGUCCUCAGGAAGGCACUUGUGGAUGGGAUGGAGGAAGGACCCUCAGCUUCUCCUUCCUCCUCAGCUGCUCCUGAAUCACUGUCUUCAUCAUCUUCUUCCUCUGUGUCCUCUCCUGGCCGAUACACCCAGGCCCUCAGGAAGGCACUUGUGGAUAGGAUGGGAAAGGGAUCCUCAGCUUCUAUCACCUCCUUAGCUGCCCCUGAAACGCUGUCCUCAACAUCCUCUUCAUCUUCUUCUGUUUUCUUAUUGGGCUGAUACUCCCAGGCCCUGAGCAGAGGCCUUGGGGUUAGACUGGAGGACUGUGACUCAGGGUCAGCUUCUUUCUCAGCUGCUUCCUUUGCAUUUUUAUCCGUCUCCUCCUUAGACUCCCCCGAACAAUAUUCCCAGGCCCUGGGGUUGGAGCCUGAACAUGACGGGGAAAUGGAGGUCUUCGUGGCUUCUUUCUUCUUUGCUCUUCUUUCUUCUUCAGUGGCUUGAACAACUUCUUCAUCUGUCUCCUCCUCCUCUCCCUCCCCUGGACAACACACCCAAGCACUGGGCUUGGAGCCUGGAGAUAAGGGAGCAGUAGAGGUCCUGAGAGCUUCUUUCUUUACAGCUUCUCUACCCUUGUCUUUUUCUUCCACCCCUGGGCAGCACUCCCAGGGUGAUAGGGGAUAAGAGAAGGCCUUGAUCAUUUCUGUAUUGUUGGCAACUCCUU
Loxodonta africana (African savanna elephant) is the source of this 9393-nucleotide messenger RNA. RefSeq names its product TUB like protein 2 (gene TULP2). NCBI's taxonomy places the organism in Eukaryota, Metazoa, Chordata, Mammalia, Proboscidea, Elephantidae. The record is from RefSeq and is a predicted model, not a curated record. Bases 2353 to 3654 code for a protein of 433 amino acids. Gene Ontology annotation, cellular component: cilium. Gene Ontology annotation, biological process: protein localization to cilium. The transcript is spliced from 9 exons.